UCUCUUCUCUCUUUCUCUCAAUCUCUCCUCUCUCUCUCUCCUGGUUCUGUUUCUCUCUGACUCUGCCUUUCUGUCUCUCAGAGGGGAGACUCCCGGAUGCUAUAGGGUGGAGCAGUAACUUUAGAAGAGCAGAGGUCAGAGUUGGAAGUCCAGGAAAACAAUGAAAAGCAAAAAAAGUAUCCUGUCCAAAAAAAGAGUUGAAGACGGACGAGUCGGAGGCAGAGCUGGGACCCCGGCCGCUCCCAUUGGGCAAAGCUGUGCUUGACUCCACCUGCCCUCUCCCAGAUCUGAGACCUUCCCCUCCCACAGGUAUUGAGGGUGAAGCUGUCAGGGUCCUAAUCUUUUGUUUAAAUCGUAAUAAUGUAGUAAGAUGUGACUGAUUGGGGAGGGGGGAAAACGUGCCCUGUACUUCCACCCCACUCUAAUCACAUAAAGCCCUGCCCGAAGCAUUCGCCUGUGAGUGUGAGAGCAGAUAAAGCUGGAGUCUUGCUCAGGGAGCAGUAUGUUUAUGCACACCCCGCACACGCUCAGGUAUGUUGCUACCUGCCUCCUCUUAUUCUCUGCCACAUGUGUCGACCUGAGACCUCACGACAGCCACAGAAAAUGGUUGCAGAUUGAAGCAGUGAAGAGAGGAAUCCUGGACUACCUGGGAUUGGAGCAGCCCCCUGUGAUCAGGAAGAGUGUGAGCAGGGAGGAGGAAGAGAAAAUGUAUCAGCUCUUCCUGCAGAACAGCAGCAGCGGCAGACCGGGGCGCUCGGCAGAAUCUGUCACAACACUUCAUGUCAUUCCAGUGCUGGUUGAAGGAGCUGGAGACAGCGGAAUGGCGGCUUCCAAGGAAGGAGACUUUGAUCAGAGACUCACUUUCUGCUUCUCCAACAGUUCGGACAUUCAUCCGGGUUUGAGGGUUGUCCGCGCUGAAUUAAAACUCUUCCAACACCUCCCUGUCAACAAGUCUCUCGAGAGGUUAAGUUCCAGCUCCUGGAGGCGAGUCAAUGUUUAUGAGAUAUUGGAGCCCACCAGCCCAGGUGGAGAACUGUCUUAUCAACUGUUGGAUUCCAAGGCCCUGGACACUCGGCCCAUCACCAACAUCAGCCUUGACGUCCGGCCACUAAUUGAGCGUUGGAUGGGUAGUGGGCAGCAGCAGGUACAAGUGCAACUCCAGUUUCACCCACCCCAUCCUGACAAUCCAGUGCUUGACCCAGGUUCCAACACCAGCAAUCAUCUCAGUUUGGAGAUUGAGACCAAGGAAGUGGCGAGUGUCCCGAGGGAACGGCGGGCAGCCAGCUCUGGGGAGGACUGCCGGAGGAGGCAGAGGAAUUGCUGCCGGAAAUCUCUAAGGGUGUCAUUUAAGGAGAUCGGAUGGAGUGACUGGAUCAGGGCACCCGAGUCCUAUAAUAUGUACAACUGUGGGGGCACCUGUCCAGCAAACUACAAGCCAGCCAAUAUGCAUGCCAUGAUUAAAUCUGCCAUGCACCAGCUGUCUGGAGGAGCCAGUCCCGCACUCUGCUGCAUUCCUGCAGCAUAUGAACCCAUGACUUUGCUGCAUUAUAGCAGCGAGGGCACACUCACACUCACUGCAUUCGAGGGCAUGAUUGUCACCAAUUGUCACUGCUCCUAAUCUCCUGACAGUCUCUACCAGCUCUCUAUCUGCCCAGCUCACUGCCCAAUGUCCAUUAGAGUCCAUCAGCUCACUGUUAGGUGGCUGUCAUUGUCCAGCUCACUGCCCAGUGUCUAGUUCACUGCCCACUUUCCAACUCACUCCCCAGUGUCCAUUAUCCAGUGUCCGUCUCACUGUCCAGGGCCAACAGCGUCCAGUCCCCAACAUUCAACUCCAUCUCAACUGACCAACUACCUGCCAACAUUAACCCAUUGCCGAUCAGCAGAUGUAAUCCAGAAGAAGGGGCCUCACAGUUAGGUCUCAGGCCCCUCAGCCGAUGGGUGGGGCCUUACUGAUAGCGGAAGGGGUGUGGUGAGCAGUGGGAGGUCUCUUAAACAUGUAUCCAGCUCAAAUGACCUCAUCAGAUUGACAUAUAUAUGACACAACUGAUUUUGACCAUCCCAACUGUGCUAAAAGGGGCCAGUGGAGGUCAGUCAUAGAUUAUUGAGCAUACAGCACAGUAACAGGCCCUUCGGCCCACACAUCCACGCCAACCUUCUUGCCCAUUUAUACUAAUUGCAUUUGCCCGCAUUAGGGCCAUAUCCUUCUAUGCUUUGCCUAUUUAAGUGUCUAUCUAAAUGCCUCUUAAAUAUUGGAAUUGUAUCUGAUUCUACCUCCUCUGGUAGCGCAUUUCAGACAUCAACCACUCUGUGCAGAAAAACCAUCCCCCAGAUCCCCUUUAAAACCCCUUCCAUCUAUGCCCUCUUGUUUUUGAUACCUCCACCAUGGGGGAGGGGGGGGGAAGCUUUUGACUAUCCACCUUCGCUAUGCCUGUCAUAAUCUUAUAUACUUCUGUCAGGGCAUUCCCCCAGCUUCCUUUUCUCCAGCCUAUCCAAUCUCCCCUAGAACUCCUCCCAUCCCCUGGCAAUAUCCCUUUGAGAUGCUUAAACCAGCGCAUGUGAUUGGUCAUUCAAUCAACUCAUGGCGAGAUGAUUGGUUACAAGGCUUUAAGAAAUGAGGUACCCUGUUUUAUUUGAUAUUUAUUUAAAAUGAUUAUUUAUUGUUAAUCUUUAAUUUAUUGAGUGUUUUUCUGUUUGAUCUAUCAGGCAUAUAGUGGU
This is a messenger RNA of Pristis pectinata (smalltooth sawfish), 2715 nucleotides long. RefSeq names its product growth/differentiation factor 15-like. Gene Ontology annotation, cellular component: extracellular region. The transcript has 2 exons. NCBI's taxonomy places the organism in Eukaryota, Metazoa, Chordata, Chondrichthyes, Rhinopristiformes, Pristidae. The record is from RefSeq and is a predicted model, not a curated record. Bases 503 to 1618 code for a protein of 371 amino acids. Gene Ontology annotation, biological process: SMAD protein signal transduction. Gene Ontology annotation, molecular function: growth factor activity; cytokine activity.